This is a messenger RNA of Bursaphelenchus okinawaensis, 636 nucleotides long. The record is from the annotation of a GenBank genome assembly. NCBI's taxonomy places the organism in Eukaryota, Metazoa, Nematoda, Chromadorea, Rhabditida, Aphelenchoididae.
AUGGUUUUGGCACUUUCUGUUCUUUCAAAAGAUGUAAGUUUUUAAUUAAUUUUUUUGUUAUUUUUAGAAAAGUUUGAUUUAUUUCCAAUGUUCAUCAGAAAGAAUAAAUGAGGAAACAGCAAUUCAAAUGAUGGCUUAUUCAGCGUUGGAUGUAUUAGAUGAAUGGGAAAAAGUUCCAUCAAACCGACCACAGGAACUGUUUCAGGGAUGUUUACUGUUUAAUAAUACUUAUAAAGUACGUCUUUCUAAUUUGUAAAAGAUGCAUUUUUUAUUUUUACCAAAUUUAGAAAUGUUUUUGUACUUGAUUUUAGUUAUAAUUUAUUUAGUAAAAUAACUAAAGACGUAGUGAAAAUUUUUGAAAACGGGUUGUUGGUAUUUUAAUGAAUUAUCUUUAGGUUUUUGGCUACGUUACCAAUACACAAGUAAACUUUAUACUAACUUAUGAUGCGUCUGAUUCAUCCAAUCGCGACCAAGAUGUACGAAUGGUAAGAUUUGGAUUUUUGCAUUUAUAUAUAUUUUCAGCUUUUUAAGAAGUUACAUAAUCAUUAUGUUGACGAAGUUUCAAAUCCUUUUUAUGUCCCAGGAGCAUUCUUCACAACAACCAACUUCAAAAAGUUUGUGAACACAUUAUUAUAA